This is a messenger RNA of Hymenoscyphus albidus, 759 nucleotides long. Lineage: Eukaryota; Fungi; Ascomycota; Leotiomycetes; Helotiales; Helotiaceae. The record is from the annotation of a GenBank genome assembly.
AUGUCUUCACUAUCAACACCCGAAUCCUCGCGCCCAACAUCCCGAUCAUCGCGUGUCAAGAUGUCGAUUGAUCUCUCCAACCUCCCACCACUAACUCAACCAACUCCUCCUUCCAACACCCUCAUAAUCACCAACCUGCAAGACGCUGAAGUCUUCCGCCCCGACAACCUCCAAACCAUCAAAGAACUCAUCAACGCUUCCGCACCCAUUCACUCCUGGGCACCCCUCAAAUCCUUCCGCCGCAUCAUCGUCUCCUUCUUCGCCGAAGAGUCCGCCAUCCGCAUCCGCCAGAUCCUCGAUGGUGAAGCCAUAAUGGGCGAGCGUGUAAAAGUCUACUUCGGAAACCCAACCUCCAUCGAGACCAAAGACGAGCAUCUCCCACUUCCCGACGCAGGAAAGCUAUUCUUCAUCUCUCCACCGCCAUCCCCACCACACGGAUGGGAAGUCCGACUCGAAGACGCACCAAACAAGCUGGUUCAUGCGGAGGAUUUGGCCGAGGCGUUGGCUAAACUGCAUCAUCGUCCCAGAAACGAUAUUCCUGCUAGUCCCAUCAGCGAUAACGAGAACGAAGGCGGCAAUGUGAGGGCGAGAAGUGGUUCUUUGGUCUUGUUCAACCCCAAGGAGAUGGGUCAUAGUCCUAAUCUGCCUGCUAUCGAAGUUGAGGAUAUGACGGGGGAUAUUAGUCCGAUUGACUUUGAGAGGCCUAUUUUGGCACAUACCGAGAGACCACCAGUCGAGUUGAUGCACGUCGAUUCAUGA